Messenger RNA from Harpegnathos saltator (Jerdon's jumping ant), 1322 nucleotides. Its product is annotated as Fibroblast growth factor receptor 1 oncogene partner 2. Bases 561 to 1175 code for a protein of 204 amino acids. The transcript is spliced from 4 exons. The record is from RefSeq and is a predicted model, not a curated record. Lineage: Eukaryota; Metazoa; Arthropoda; Insecta; Hymenoptera; Formicidae.
UGUGAGUCAUUGAGUCUUUUGUUCGCCUCCGUGGCGGUUGGAUGUGGUUCUUGUAACUACGCAUAAUUUUUUGAUCGUGGGGACUGCGUACGCGCUGUCCCUGUUUUUCUUUUUACAUCAUACUACUGGGAAAUGGCGUAUGGACAUUGCUGUAUGCAAUCCGAAGCCAUAUAACGAACUGAACUGAACUGUGUAAGUCAUUACGUAGACGUGCUCCGCAGGCAGAGCAGUGGCUCUCAUUCUUCUUGAGUCGGGAUGCGUUCCGAAAGUUACAAAGAAACGGGCACAAACUAUUAUGUGCGCGAGUGUACGUCACACAGCUGACAUAUUUCUACACAUAUCCCACGAUACAUGUCAAUGCUGUCGACCGAGGAAUUGAACACAACACGUAAAACGGUACGUAAUUGUAUAUUUAGGGGAAGAUAGAACGAGUGUGCGUAAGAAUAAGUUCUGUACAAUCAUUCGCAUAACCUCUUGAUGUCAUUAACGACAUUUAAUUAGCAUCGAAUGAACUUCAGAAUCGCAUGCUUCUGAGCCCGUCAUCGUCUUUCCUGUGAAAGAUGUCGUUAACAUUUCAACAGAUUAUUUUGGAUGCCAAGAAAUUGGUUAUUCGAAUUUCAGAUCAUGAGAAUACAGCAGAUACUCUGAUAAGUGAAGUAGAAGCUGUUUGUGGACAAAUUGAUAAUAUGAAACAGUACCAAGAAGAAAUAGAAAUUUUAAAUACUGAAGCUAAGCAAAAGCCACAUCUGCAAUUAAUCGCUGGAAUCCAAAGAGAAAAUAGACAUUUGCGAGAAAUACAGGCAGAAAAUAAGGAGUUGAGAAAUGCACUGGAGGAUCAUCAAAACGCGCUUGAACUUAUAAUGUCUAAAUAUCGACAGCAAACUGCCUCUUUAUUACGUCUUAGUAAAACUGACUUUUCGUCAUUGCACAACUCAAAGUAUGCCAAUAUUAUAACCAGUCAAGCAGAAAAAAUUAAUGAAAUGGCAGCCGUAAUGAAAACAGCUGCUGCUCUAGAUGAGGAAAAUGAAUUGAAGGAGAAAGAAGCACUUCAAUCUUUGAAGGAAGAGAAUGCUGUGCUUCGUGAAAUAGUCAAUAUUGCAAAUAAGUAUGGUUCUAUAAGCAAAGAAUGUUCAGUAGAAAGCAAAAUCGUUCAAACAGAUCCGUCGAUAGAUUAAAAAAAUUUGCUAGAGUUCUCCUUUUUAUAAAAGUUGACCAGUAUUUAUUUCAUAUACAAGUUCAUGACAUAUAUACACGACACACACGCACACACAUUAUAAAAAAUAAUAAUAUUAAAUAGAAUAUGUUACUUAUAGGCAUGAAGU